Messenger RNA from Chara braunii, 3346 nucleotides. NCBI's taxonomy places the organism in Eukaryota, Viridiplantae, Streptophyta, Charophyceae, Charales, Characeae. The record is from the annotation of a GenBank genome assembly.
UCGGGUUGCUGCUCCGGUUGUCGCCAGUUUCGCGGGCUUACUUUAGCCCCCCCCCUCCUUACCUCGAGGUAGGUAGUCACCGGAACGUGCGGCGUGGGUGUCUCCAGUUCCUUCCCGGGCCCACGGCGGGAUCUCCAUGUCAAUCAGUUUGAUAAUUGGUCGCGGAACCAAUCAAUCUAUUGCUGAAGGAAUCAAUCAGUCGGUGAAAUGAUCAAUCCGUCAAUCAAUCGAUGAUUCGGUCAAUCAGCCAACCAAUCAAUCAAUCAAUCGAUGAUUCGGUCAAUCAGACAACCAAGCAAUCAAUCGAUUUAGUUAUCUCACCCGUCGUCAGAUCAGGGAAAUGUGACGGAGGAUGCGUGGAAGUGGAAGAAGACGGGGAAGUGUCGCAGAAAGGGUGGUGAGGGAGCGAGAAGGGAAGGCGGGGAGAGGGAGCGAGGGCGGACAGGUGACAGCGGGGAGCAAGGAGCGGAGGCGAGAGAGUAAGGGGAGAGGGAGGGAGCGAAGUGUGGGAGGUGGAGUUGGAAGGAAGGGUUGGAGGAGUAAAGGGACGGGUAGUGUGGGAAGGGGAGUGAGGAGAGAAGGGGGGAACGGCAGGAAGAAGGGUGGGCGUCCAGAAGUGAAGGCGAGCGGGAAGGGGGGAGCAGGGGGACAGAGGAGGGAGAAAGGGGAGGGGUAGGGAUAUCGACGGGCAUUAUGAGUUUCCAAGAUGUUGCGGGAACGGGAGCAGGGCCCGCUGGCUUGCGCGGCGGCGCGCAGCAAGAUCGGGAUCCAAGCCAGCAGGUCGCGGCGGGAAUCUUCCAGAUCAACACCAGUGUGAACACGUUCAAGAGACUUGUGAAUACGCUUGGCACGCCCAAAGAUACGCCCGAACUGCGCGAACGAUUGCACAAGACAAGGCAACAGAUCGGGCAGCUAGCAAAAGAUACAUCUGCGAAAUUGAAAGCAGCAAGUGAAGGCGACCAUUCUGCAGUCGUUAGCGCUAGUAAGAAGCUGAGUGAUGCAAAGCUUGCGAAAGAUUUUCAAGCGGUUCUGAAGGAGUUCCAGAAGGCACAGAGGACUGCUGCGGAGAGGGAAACUGCCUUUACUCCAUUGGCCUCUCGUCCUGCAGCUUCCAAGCCUGGUGCAGACAGACCCACUGCCAAUGGAACUGCGACGCUGUCAAGUGCGGAGGAGAAUCAAGCGCGUCAUGGAUUGAUUGCAGAACAGAGAAGGCAGGAGUUGGUGCAGCUUGACACUGAACUCACUUUCAACGAAGCGGUGAUCGAGGAGAGGGACCAAGGAAUACGUGAGAUUCAACAUCAAAUCGUCGAGGUCAAUGAAAUCUUCAAGGAUUUGGCAGUGCUCGUGCAUGAGCAAGGGCAAAUGAUUGAGGACAUUGAAACAAACAUAGAGAAUACAGCGGGAUCAACGACACAAGCUGUGAAACAGGUCGCAAAGGCAUCCAAGAGCCAGCGAUCAUCUGAUAAUCGGGCCUGCUGCUUGAUGAUACUCUUGGUAGUUGUUGUGGUGAUUCUUGUUCUUAUUCUCAAACCGUAGGAGAUCGUUGCGACAGACGUAUAUGCAGUUGAGAUAUAAGGCGGCGUGUUUGAUGAUUGGACUCGGACAUUCGGCGUACUCCGAAUUCGUGAGACGGGACAAGAGCAUGACAAGUGGGGGUAUAUCGCUAGCACACAUUACCCGAGAUGCGUGCUCGUUUCAAAACUGCUAUUGGGUGACAGUGCUCUUAUGUGGAGGCCUAUAGUACAUGAGCUGGAAUUGAAUGUGUUGUCCGCAGUGGAUGUCUCGUCGAGGAUAUAUCUCAAAUUGUCUGCGACAGGUGGACGAGCCGGGGAAGGUGUGUACAGAUACAGUAGGGUGUUGUAGCGCGGGUGCAGCAAAGACGGAAGGGAAGGGAAGGGAUCUGGUCCCUCUUGUCAGUUAUAUUCAUUAGAGGCAGAUGGGACUUGCUCAUCGUUCUUGUAUUGGGCGUGGGAGGUGGAGUGUGAGGGGAAGAUGGUGUUGUCGAUGUGUGCAUUGUUUGCGGCUGAAAAGGUAGGGAAAGAGGGGUCGGGCUGACGGGGUUGGUGAAGUGUAGCGGACAAAGUUUUUCAAGAGAGAACGAAGAAAGACAAGUGUCAGUGCGCGCUCUUUCGCAAUUGCAAGCAAGUUAUUUCUUUUUCCUUUGAGGCGGUCGGCUUUGUGAAGUGAUGAUGGUGGUGGCGAAUUGUGAUGAGCGCCGGUGUGGAAAGGGUGCUUGUUGAUAGUGGAGGUGUGCUGGUUGGUUGUCGUUGUCGUUGAAGGCGGUUUCGUCAAGCCUCGCUGACAGAAGUUUCUUAAAGAUGGACGCAAUGAAAAGCCCGUGCUUGAGGAGCCUUGCUCCUCAAUUGUGAGGGUGUUUACUUGUUCCCUUUCGAUUGGUUGGCAGCAAGAAGUGUGAGAUAAUGAUGGUGAUCAUUAUGGCUGCGGCGAGCAGCGGAGUUGAAGAACUGCCCAACAGUGGACGUAAGGGAGGAGGGGGGNGGUAUACAUGAUCGGGGCCGCACAUGGCCUUUGUUAUUAUUCAGCAAGUGAUAGUGUGUGUUCUUCUGACUGUCUCCUGGGUUUCUAUUCUUCAAUAGUACUGAUGCUCUGGAAUCUGAGUCGCCGAUGGAGUAGUAGCUCCUGCUUAGAUCUCGGUGUCCUGCGUGUGCAGGGUCAUGAUGGGCAAAUUGAUGCAAUUGCCUUAUACGGAAAGGAGAUGACACUUAACUCUCUCCUGGUCUCUCCUCUACUGAAACCUUGGGAAGCAGACGAGAUCACGUAAUCAUUUAUAAAAUAGUGGACAAGAUGGUCGUUGACUGUCGACCGUCAGAUGGUGUUGAUUUUUAAUGAUCGUCUGCAUUUUGUCAGGAUUUAGGGUUUCAGUGCACCCCGCUCGUGUGGUUCGGCAUUGAUUUACUUCAUCAUUUGGCACAGUGGAAGAUGACCAGCCAAGGACCGGUGCGCCUUGUGUGAGUUAGGGUUCUUGAGUCCUAAAUUUGCGAUUGUCGUCCUUUGCGAACGUUCAUUGGUAAAAGCUCCCAUGCAUUGUUGUUGGCGUCGGCCCCAUUUUGGAGGCUGUCCGGUGAAUCGAUGUGUGUAUGUACUAUGUAGUAUUUUCCUGCUCCGCUACUCCUUCCUUCCUCCUCUUUUCUCUAAUACCGUAGUAAUAGCGUAGGAAUUUGAUCUUGAUGACAUUCUGUCUCUCGCUCUCGUCCUGCCCAUCUGCUGAAGCAGCUGGCCGGGUGAUUGUCUCUGGGUCCUGCGGGAUGCCUAUCUUAGGGGAAUUAUCAAUCAUGACUUUCUUCUGUGUUCUAGCCGCAGGACGGAAUGAAAAUUUGUAUUCAGC